AUGGCACCGCAUUCCGUCGAUGACAGCGCUCUGCCAGAGCAGCCGAAGCCAGCAACUACGAAAAAGCCCAAUCCUUUUGCCUUGCCACUCAGGGAAAAGCCACUCCCAAGAUCUACGCUCCAAAUCCAGAGCAGAUUCAUUGAUGAGCCUGAUCGUCUUCGGGUAGCUGUUAUUGGUGCCGGCCUCACGGGCAUCGAGGCCGGUGUCCUCCUCCCGGCAAAGGUUCCCAAUAUUGAUCUGGUGAUAUACGAGAAGAAUGCCGACGUGGGAGGCACAUGGUUUGAGAAUAUUUAUCCCGGCGUGAGGUGCGACAUUCCCGCGCAUGUGUACCAGAGCAGCUAUGAGCCCAACACGCAAUGGACGGAGGAAUUUGCGCAGGGCCCCGAGAUUCGAGCGUACUGGCAAAAAAUCGCAGAGAAGUACGGCGUGUAUGAUCACAUCAAGUUUGGUCACAGAGUGGACGAGAUAUCCUGGAAUGAGGACGCAUUCGAAUGGACGGUUGAGGCCCAUGACUUGAAGAACGGCUCUACGCACUUUGCGAAAUUUGAUUUCGUAGUUACGGCCAUCGGUCGGUUCAACGCUUGGCGUCUGCCAGACUAUCCAGGAAUUUCUGAUUUCAAAGGUCUCUUACGCCAUACGUCAAAUUGGGACCCAACCUUUGAUCCAUCUGGCAAGAAGAUUGCCGUUAUUGGAAACGGGGCGAGCGGUAUCCAGCUUGUGGCUAACAUCCAGCCUCGAGUCGCAUCUCUAGACCAUUACGCCCGGAAUAAAACAUGGGUGGCCAAGUCAUUCGCAGGCGACGAGACGGACAUCAAGCCCAAAACUAUUCCGCAGGAGCUGCGAGAUUCUUUCAGCGACCCCGAUGUCUACCUCAAGUACAGGAAAACCAUCGAAGGAAAGUACUGGAGGGGAUUCCAGAACAACUACAAGGGAUCUCAGGGACUUGACAAUACCACCAAAGAACUCAUAGACGUUGCGAAGGAGAGGACGGCGAGCAAACCGGGCCUGGCUGAAAAGCUCAUUCCUGACUUCCCGCCUCACUGCAGGAGGUUGACACCUGGCCCUGGGUACUUCGAGGCCAUCACCUCGGACAACGUCAACUACAUCCAAGAUCGCAUCAAGCGGUUCACCGAGACGGGAAUAGAAACCGAGGACGGGACACAUCGAGAAGUGGACGCCAUCUUUUGCGCGACUGGGGCGAACGUCGAUAUGGUCCCUCCUUUUAACAUCCGCGCGUUCGGUCAGAAUCUACCAGAUCUCUGGCGUGAAGGGGGAGCUCACGGUUUCCCAUACAGCUACCUCGGGAUAGCCACGCCAGGGUUCCCCAACCUCCUGUUUCUUCUUGGGCCCAACGGGGCGGGCAAGUCUGGAAGCGUCCCGCACGCUGUAGAGGUGAAUGUGACCGUCGUGGCCAAGAUCCUGCGCAAAGUUUCCAGGGAGGGGAUCAAAGCUAUAGCACCCUCGGCCCAAGCUGCGGAUGAUUUCGUGCAGUAUGCAGACGCAUUCUUCAACCAGACUGUCCUGUCAGAAGAAUGCAGCUCCUGGUACAACAGCGGGAAAGCUGGUAGCCGGAUUCAUGGGCUCUGGCCUGGUAGCGGGGCACACAUGAGUGUUGUUCACAGGGAUCCGCGCUGGGAAGACUGGGUAUAUGAGUACAAGACACCAGAGAAUCGUUUUGCUUGGUACUUUGGGAAAGGGUAUACCGCUCAGGAGGUUGAUCCUGAGUCCGAUAUGACCGAGUAUCUGUCUAAGCCUGGCCCUGUAGAUCUCAGAGCACUAUAUGAGCAAUGGUGGAGGAUACAUUAG
This is a messenger RNA of Clonostachys rhizophaga, 1806 nucleotides long. Lineage: Eukaryota; Fungi; Ascomycota; Sordariomycetes; Hypocreales; Bionectriaceae. The record is from the annotation of a GenBank genome assembly.